This is a messenger RNA of Ipomoea nil (Japanese morning glory), 1359 nucleotides long. RefSeq names its product PLASMODESMATA CALLOSE-BINDING PROTEIN 1-like. NCBI's taxonomy places the organism in Eukaryota, Viridiplantae, Streptophyta, Magnoliopsida, Solanales, Convolvulaceae. The transcript is spliced from 4 exons. The coding region runs from base 298 to 1038 and encodes 246 amino acids. The record is from RefSeq and is a predicted model, not a curated record.
ACUAUCUUUUCUUCCCUCCUUCCACCUCUCUCCUCCUUUUUGCACCUUCCCACCUUUUAUUUUCUUGCUCCCUCACCCCCUACUCCAUCACUCAAGUUUUCUCUGCCCUCUCUCUCUCUCAAAAGAAAUUCAAAAAAGGGAAAUCUUUUCUCACUUAUCAACAUAAAUUUGUAUAUAAACACAAUUGCCUCUACUUUCCAAGGAUGUCAUAUCAUGUUUCUCUGGUUUUGAAAUGCCUUGCAAUUGCCUUGUCUCUCUCUGUUGAAAGCUGAAACCAACCCAGAAUUCAAGAAGAAGAUGAAAAAGUUGAGAAGAAUGUGUAGAAGGAACCUCUGGGGUCUUCUUGUAUUCAUCCAACUGGGCUGCAGUCUUGUUAUCUCUUCAGGUUCAGGUUCAAAUGUAAAGGGAGAAAUUUCCAGCACCCAAAGAGACAUCACUACACCUAUAACAACUGUUCCAACUGCAAAUCCCACCACUCCAACUACCACAACUCCAGUUCUGAAUCCUACAGUUUCCAAUCCCGAUUCAACCACCACGAGCCCGGUUAAUCCGGUGAUGACACCGUUCCCUACAACGUCCCCACAGUCAUCUUCAAGCGCGAGCUGGUGUGUUGCUAGCCAAUCUGCUUCGCAAAUCGCGUUGCAGGUAGCCUUGGACUAUGCGUGUGGCUAUGGCGGUGCUGAUUGUUCGGCCAUUCAGCCCGGAGGGAGCUGUUACAAUCCCAACGGUAUCCGUGACCACGCUUCCUAUGCGUUCAAUAGUUAUUACCAGAAAAAUCCGAUUCCUAAUAGCUGCAAUUUUGGUGGCACUGCUGUCACAACCAACACUGACCCCAGCUCUGGAGCCUGUCAGUAUCCAUCAACUAGCACGAGCGCAUCAAUCUUGAACACGACUAAUUCGAGUGGAUCUAGAGUUUUCGGUGCUGGACCUAUCACACCCUCAACCUCAAAAGCUGUUGGAACAAGUAGUUUCCUUCUUUUUUACUACCAGUUAACGGUUCUCGUGAUGUGCCUGGUGGGUAAUCAUCAUCAUCGAUAACAGCUUAUAUAUCGCACUAAAGAUCAUUUCUUUUUGCUGCAAGACAGAAUGUAAAUGGCAAGGCUUUAGUGUCAGUCACAGUGGUUGUUGUUUUAAUCAUUAUACUACCAAGCUGACAUCUUUUUUGGUGUAAAAAAGAAGGGAAGUGUGCAGAUGAAGGAAGGAAUUGAGGAAGAAAAAGAGCAGUGUGCAGGAGGGUGUUUAUGUUUGUGAAAUCUGGGGGUUUCUUGUAGGUUAUAGAGGAGAUUGGAGUUGAAAUUAAAUUAGAGUGUAAUCUUGAUUAAAGCUAGCUAGAUAGAUAAAUCAUUGUUUCUUUUACUA